This is a messenger RNA of Nasonia vitripennis (jewel wasp), 2748 nucleotides long. RefSeq lists its product as uncharacterized. Bases 850 to 2682 code for a protein of 610 amino acids. NCBI's taxonomy places the organism in Eukaryota, Metazoa, Arthropoda, Insecta, Hymenoptera, Pteromalidae. The transcript is spliced from 12 exons. The record is from RefSeq and is a predicted model, not a curated record.
AUACUGCGUUGCGAUCGCAUGCGCGGUUGCUUUUAUUUGUAAACAGAUUGUUAUAACAUUUUUUGCGAAUAUAAAUUAAUUAUUAGCAUGGAUUUUUUUAAAAAAAUGGUUCGAUGAUUUUUUGAAUUUGCAGAACGCUUUCAACGGCUUUCGAACGUUACACGAUAAUGUCGUUCGAGACGCGCAGAAAAUUUCGGGAUAGUAAUAAUGAUUCAUGAAAAUAUUUUCCGACUUGACGAAUAUCACGCAAGUCUCUUCGGAUGUUACAUCAGUAACUCGUUUGUGUUCAUGUGCAUCGUAGAAUUUUCGGCGCCUUGAAAAUGUCUAUACUCAUUAUACCCACGCGAAUAAUAGAAAUCUAACGGAUAUAUUACGCACUUUUUGCGAAAAAAAUAAAAUAAUUUUCCACAUUAAAAACUAUGAAUGUAUCUAGUUUAAAAAAAUCUGUCUACAAAACGAAUGAUAAUAAUAAAAAAAAAAUGUUUAUCAAUCAAAAUUAAAUAAAUACCUUCUUUUUUCAAGUUUACACUCUUCCUAAUUGGUUUCAAACAAUGUAUCGUUAUACAGUUAUCCAAGCACACUCAAUAAAAAGAUAAUGCACAAGCGUAUUAUCUACAAAGCAAUAAAAACGUGUUAUCAUUAUCAAAACAGUACAUCGUCGUCGUUCGUUCCUUAUAACCUCUCCAAAUCAACAAACAAAAUACACCUCUCUCGACCCAAGUUCAAAACUUAACCCAGAAAAAAAAUUUUCGCGUGAUGCCUCGUGAAACCUAAAAGUCACCCUCAUGGAUCCUCAAAAUCCUCAAAAUCAUUCCCGUCGACUCCUCAGCGUCUCCGAAGCCCCGAAAAAUGUGCAGUAGUUGCAGACGAGAUGCCGAUGACGCGAGAAUUAAUGACGGAUGUUGCGCAGGUGGGAAAGCUCGACGUCAGCAGGGCUGUUGCUUAGAUCGUCCCUACGACUGCACAGGAACGAGACCACGAGGUCCAUCCGGUAGGGGCAAGUGUAGGUGUGAGCUUGAGGAGUCUUGGAACAAGUGCACACCACCGAGACCUCACAGGGACUGGCCGGGAAACUUCGGAGAGCUUAGGAGGAGGUGGAGCGAACACGUCAAGAGGCAGAGCUGCCCUUGCGAUGAUUGCCGAAAAAAGUCGAUUCUCCCGUUAACGUACAACGACACCGUCGAGACAAGCCCUAACACAGAUUGCGAGGACGAAUCGGACGACUGUCAACGACGUCACACGAGCAACAACUACAAGUGUCCGGCAUCAUCGCGUUUUUCGAGCUCUCGUCACAGUUCCGCUUCGGCCAAGAAUACAUCGGGGCGUUGCGACGCGGAUAACGGCUGCUGUCUCUGCCAAGCAGCAAGACGCGACUGCUGCUGUCCCUCGCCGGUGCAGGUAGACGCGCGUUCGCACGAAAACUGCAGCUGCGAGUGUCCGGAACCGGUCGAAUGUCCCUGUUCACCAGCGGAGCGUCGAUUUCCUCGUCCCGGUCGAAGAUGCACCGUUGCCGACUCUUGUCCGGUGAACCGAGCGAGGCACGAGCGUAGGAAGUGCCGAAGUCGAACCAGCAGUGAUUCCGAGGAUAGGCGUAGAGUAAACUCGCGACAAGAAAAGCACGAACAGCCGAAAAUCCAGAAAUGCCGCAAGAACACCCCCUACGAACCGAAACAUCAAAAUUCCAAUCGAUCAUCCUGCUGCUCCGCAAAAGCCACAUCGCACUGCCCUAAUCUACCAGGUUUCCCAAGAUGCUAUUUUGACCAACCAUCAAUUCUCCACGCAACACCUUGUCGCAGUCCGACUCUAUCAACGGCUCCACUGUUAUCUCGGCUGUGCCGCGAUAAUAACUCCUCUCGCGUCUGCUGCCAGCGUCAGCUCACGAUUCGGAGGUGGAGAAGAGGGACCAGCUGCUGCAGGAGCUAUGGAUACCGUCGUCACAGCCUCAGCGACGUCGAGGACGAAGACAGCAGUUGUACCAGCGGUAAAUCCUCGGACUGGGAUUGCCGGCCAAUAGUGUACGAGCGAGGCGAGCUGCUUAUUAUCGAGGACACGAAGGAUCUAGUCGCUGCUCGAGUGGACGAUAACGAAGCUGCCUCUGCGGAGGAUGAAUCGACCGGCUCACUUCGCGAACAACCGUCAUCCCCGCAUCAUCCACUUCCGAGUCCCCUACGGAAUUUCGACAGUCAUGCAGAGAACUGCGCGAAUCGGCCGUUAAAUCAUGCGUCUAAGCGCCGCAGCGACGAGACGAUCUUUUUCGACGUCGACGUGCUGGUAACGGAGGAAUCGAGCCUGUCGCUACGAUUUUGCGGUGAAGAGGGAAAAAAUGAGCCGGAAAAAAUGGCUCCAGCUUAUGGCGAGCUUGAGGAGAAGAUCAGCGGUGCCAAGAGGACGAAUCAGCUUUUUGAAGAAUUGAAUAAUUCGGGUUCAAAGUGUCGAGGUAACGAAGAGUCGCACAGAAAAUCGGUGAACAAACAGAUUUCAAGGAUGGAUCGACCGGAUAGGAUCAGUACCAUUGACCUGCACUGUUCCAAAUUCACAAUCGGAUACCCUGAAGACAAGAAGACUAAAAAGCCCGAAAGAUGCCCAGCGACUUGCCGGUACUUCGUAGGAUCCCAAAAAGCCGCUUCCGACGAUCAUCAACGAGUAUUGUCUAACCGCAAGAAGAGCAGAAGGCGAGUCUGAAACGGAUAAUCGCAUACAGACUUACAACGAUUCGCAGAAAAAUAAAAAUCCACGUAUCUCACUCUC